Sinocyclocheilus anshuiensis is the source of this 3686-nucleotide messenger RNA. RefSeq names its product NACHT, LRR and PYD domains-containing protein 3-like. The coding region runs from base 240 to 3299 and encodes 1019 amino acids. The transcript has 9 exons. NCBI's taxonomy places the organism in Eukaryota, Metazoa, Chordata, Actinopteri, Cypriniformes, Cyprinidae. The record is from RefSeq and is a predicted model, not a curated record. Gene Ontology annotation, molecular function: protein binding.
CUUCGGCUGAGGGUGAGCGCGUCUUCAGCCCUGUGUUGUAUCGCACAUGUUGAUAUCGAUGCCAUAGAAAUAUAUACAGAGCGAAAACGAAAGUUCCAACAGAAUUCUAAAGAUGGCUGCGCACUUGUUUCUCUGACUGAUCUGACGCAGCAGUUACUGAAUGAUAGAAACGAUGAGAGAUUAAACGCCAGAUGCACUGACAUACCAAGGAGAGAGAAGAGGAGUGCACUGCCUCUAAAAUGAGCCGCUGUGAGGAGAGAGAGGAGGAAGAGGCUGUUCAGACCCAGACAGCAGCAUCUCCAGACUCUAGCUGUGUGUCUAUGAAGAGUGACGGCUCCAUGGCCAAACCUCCUGGCUUUAGUGAUGGAGCGGGAACCUCUGAUUCGAGCUCCACUGCAGCUGCCGAUGCGCUCUGUGCUGCCUGCGGUGUGAGGAAGCCCAGAGCUGUGAAGUCCUGUCUGAUCUGCGCUGCGUUCUACUCCGAGACCCACAUCAGGCAGCGCUACGCAGAACCAGCCCUGCACACACUGGUGGAGGAGACUGGAGCUCUGGAGAAGGAUUCACACCAACUAGUGGAUGAUGUCUUGCAGAGAGUCAAAGAGAAACACAAAACCAGCAUGAAAGGGAAGUAUGAGAGCUUAUCUGAAGGAAUCAAGCUACAAGAGAACCAAACCCUCCUGAACAGCAUCUACACACAGCUCUACAUCAUCGAGGGAGAACGAGAAGGAGUGAAUGAAGAACAUGAGGUUUUACAGAUGGAGAAAACACCCAGAACACAACACUCACAAGACACUCCAAUCAACUGCAAUGACAUUUUUGAUCCCUUACCUGAACCAGGCUAUGAGAAGAAUAACAGAAUGAGGAAAGACAAAAUCAAGACUGUUCUUACUAAAGGCAUCGCUGGAAUCGGAAAAACCGUCUCUGUGCAGAAGUUCAUUCUGGACUGGGCCGAGGGAAAAUCCAAUCAGGAUGUAGAUUUCAUGUUUGUGCUCACAUUUCGAGAGCUGAACUUGAUUCGAGAUCAUCAGUACAGUCUUCACAGACUUCUGCUGGACUUUCAACCUGGACUUCAAGAUCUGGACCCAAAGGUAUAUGAUCUAUAUAAAGUUGUGUUCGUUUUUGACGGUCUGGAUGAAAGCAAAAUUAAACUUGAGUUUUCAGAUGCUCAGAAAGUGUCUGAUGUGACUGAGACUUCAUCAUUGGGUGUGUUGAUGUCAAAGCUCAUCAAAGGGGAUCUGCUUCCAUCUGCUCUCAUCUGGAUCACCUCCAGACCAGCAGCAGCCAGUCAGAUCCCCUCCAAAUACAUCAACCGUCUGACAGAAAUUCAGGGAUUCAGUGACCCUCAAAAGGAGGAGUAUUUCAGGAAGAGAAUCAGUGACCAGCAUCAAGCCAGCAGAGUCAUCUCACACAUUAAAGCAGCAAGAAGCCUCCACAUCAUGUGCUACAUCCCAGUCUUCUGUUGGAUCUCAGCCACUGUGCUUCAGAGCAUCAUGAAACAAGAUCACUGUGCGGAAGUCCCCAAAACUCUGACUGAAAUGUACAUACACUUCUUGAUUAUUCAGACAAAUGUAAGAAAUCAGAAGUAUGAUGAGAAAGACGAGAGAGAUCCACGGAAGCUCCUGCAGUCAAACAGGGGAGUGAUUGUGAAGCUUUCCGAACUGGCUUUCAAACAACUGAUGCGUGGAAAUAUCAUGUUCUAUGAUGAGGACCUGAGAGAGUGUGGCAUAGACGUCACUGAGGCCUCGGUGUAUUCUGGGAUUUGCACUGAGAUCUUUAAGGAAGAAUAUGUGAUUUAUCGGAGGAAAGUCUACUGCUUCAUACACCUGAGCUUUCAGGAGUUUCUUGCAGCCUUUUAUGUCUUUUACUCCUAUGUAAGUACCACUUCUGAUGCCUUGAAAGUUUUUGAUUUACUUCAUAAUUUGCAUAAAGGAGUACUGGAUAAAGCUCUAAAGAAUGAGAAUGGACGCAUGGAUCUUUUCGUCCGGUUCCUGCUGGGCAUCUCACUGGAGUCCAAUCAGAGACUGUUACAGGGGCUACUGACACACACGGAGGACAGCUCGGAGAGCAUCAAGGAAACCAUAAAGUACAUCAAGGACAAAAUCAAAGAAUGGAAAAACACUCUUUCAGCUGAAAGAUCCAUCAAUCUGUUCCUCUGUCUGCUUGAAAUGAACGAUCAGACUCUGCAAAGAGAGAUUCUGGAGUUUCUGAAAUCAGACGAACACUCAGAAAAAGAACUGUCUGCUGCGCACUGCUCAGCCAUAGCCUACAUACUUCAGAUAUCAGAGGAGGCACUGGAUGAGCUGGACCUUAAGGAAUACAACACAUCAGAGGAAGGUAGAAGGAGACUGAUACCAGCUGUGAGAAACUGCAGAAAAUCUGUUCUUGCAGACUGCAAUAUCACUGAUCAGUGCUGUGAAACUGUGGCGUCAGCUCUACAAUUAUCAGACUCUCCCCUGAGAGAGCUGGACCUGAGUAACAAUGACCUGCGGGAUUCAGGAGUGAAGCUGCUCUCUACUGGACUAAUGAGCCCAAACUGUCAACUGCAGAUACUGAGAUUGUCUGGCUGUAUGGUGACACAGGAGGGCUGUUCUCAUCUGGCCUCAGCUCUGAGUUCAAACUCCUCACAUCUGAGAGAGCUGGAUCUGAGCUACAAUGACCCAGGAGAUUCAGGAGUGAAGCUGCUCUCUGAGAGACGGAGCCAUCCAAACUGCAAACUAGAGAUACUCAAUUUGGACCAUGGAGGAUAUUUCAGAAUCACACCAGGACUACACAAAUACACCUGUAAUCUCACACUGGACAUAAACACAGCAAACAACCAUCUCUCUCUGUCUGAGGGGGAAAAAAAGGCGACACGAGUGGAAGAGGAGCUGCCUUAUUCUGAUCACCCAGAGAGAUUUGACUGCUUUGAACAAGUUUUGUGCAGAGAGAGUCUAUCUGAACGCCAUUACUGGGAGGCUGAGUGGAGUGCGAGGGGAGCUGGAUUGUCAGUGAUGUAUAAGGGAAUCCAAAGAACGGGAAGCGACUGUAGGUUUGGCCUCAAUGAAAUGUCCUGGAGUCUGGUCUGCUUUGAUAACAAAUACUCUGCCUGGCACAGCAAUAAGAGAACCAACUUGCUUGCCCCUUCUUCCUCCUCUAAUAGAGUAGGAGUGUAUCUGGACUGGCCAGCCGGCAAGCUGUCCUUCUACAGUGUGUCUGACACACACACACUUACUCACUUACACACAUACCACGCCACAUUUACCGAGCCCCUCUAUGCUGGAAUUAGGCUUUAUCCAGAUUCUUCAGUUUCACUGUGUUAGAAUGAAGAGCUUCGUAAUAUAAAUAUUAUUUAUAUAACCCUACUUACGUUUUGCACAUUACUAGUGUGAGUGAAGAUUUCAUUGGUGUAUGUUAUUCUAAAGCAAAAAAUAAAAUCUUAAAAUUGAAUACAGAUCAUGGAGUUAUCCAUACAAUAAUCUGAACUGUGCACUCGGCGGGCACUUUGAGAAAAAUCUCAAUUUAAUUCAGAAAAAUACACCAUUCACUCCAUAGCUCAUAAUUUUUGAAUGGACAAAUAAUGUGAAAAGUGUAAAAUGUGACAGCUCUGAGAAUUUAUUGUGAUAUUUUGUGAUAAAAAUGGUCGGUUAUUUUCAUGAUAUGAUUGAACCACAUGCAUUAUUAUUGCAAAUGGACAAAAGGAGAACAUU